AAUGGCAGAAUUGCAAAUUGAGCAUUACAAUAUAGAGCGCCUGUUGACAGAAUUGGAGUAUAAAUUUCAUUAAACAAAAAAAAAGAUUGAAUGGUGAGCCAUUAGAUAAGGUAGCAGAUAUUUGGAAUGCAUUUAUUAAAUGGAGUAAAAUGAAUUUUGAUGUUGAGAGGACAAUAAAUAUACCUCAUUUAGGUAAAGGAUAGUUAAUAUAUAAACUAGGUAACUUUGCAUUUAGGUUACCUCAUAUUUAAGGAGAAGAAAUGACAUUAGAUAAAGAGAAGAGUGUGCUAUUCUAUCCUAAUGAGAAUUUUUUGAAUAGUUCUAAUCUACGCUAUAGAGUAUAUUUUGAAUUUUUAAUAUUUAUAGGGAGAAAUAGAAACACCAACUCCAACCAUCAAAAUCAGUUAUCAUUAAAUUGCUAAAUUAUGUGGAGGAAUUGAGACUUAAGUAUAAUAGACACAAAAAAUAAAUGAUAAAUAACUUGUGUUUACUAAAUAGAUGGGAGUUGACAGAUCUUUGAUUCAAGCAAUUGUGGAAGGAGUAUUCUCAUCUUUAAUUUAAAAAAUAAAAACAAAAACAUAAAUUGAGGUUGAUUUAGGUUAUUUUGGAAAAUUUUUAAGAUUUGAUUUUACAUUUACAUAUGAACCACUUUUGAAAUCUAAAGUUUAAUCACAAAUCAAAUAAGGAUCAUAAACAAAAAAGACUGUAAGAAAUUUGAUUGAAUAAUCAAAAAAUGCUAUUGCCUUAUAAACAAGAGGAUAAAUAACAAAUUUUUAAAUGAAUAAAAAUUCAAUGUUAUAAUAACAAAAUGAAAGUAAAUAAUUCUUUAAUAUUUUUUAGUUAUUUAAUAGUCAAUAGAAUAAAGUUAAAUAAUUCAAACAAAAAAGGCAGCCUUUGAAAUUUUUAGUGAAAAUUCUUAAUAAAAGAUGAUGUAAACUCCAACAAGAAGAAUUGGAAAACUAGAACAGUAAUUGAUUUAUAUUUAUGUAUAAGUAUUCCAGUCAUGUCUGAAAUGUUGGGUGCUGGUACUGAUCCCUUAGCUAAGAACCAAGAUUUUUCAAAAUUGGUUGAGAAUCCUUUUGCUUUAAUGAGUUAAUAAUUUAUUAAACCAUAAAAUGCUAAGAUUCGUUUUCCACCAAUAUUGGAUAAGUUUGCUAGAACAUUAGCAGCUCCAAUUUCAGGAAUGAAAUACAAUAGUAGUGUAGUAGGUAGAAUCGCAUCCAAUUAUAAUCCUGGAGCCAAAAGAUUUUAUUUCGAUAGUGAGUCAAAGGGUGUAAGAAUAUUAAGAGCAUUUGAAUCAAAAGUGAAUUUUACUGCAAAUCCAGAGUUAUUAUAAAAGCCAGCAAGUUUAGAAGAAGAAUUAUUGUAUGUUACAGGUAAAUUAAGAACAAAAGAAUUGAAAGAGAAAUUAGAAGCUAAGAAUAAUUGUUAUGCAAGAUAUUAAGCUUAUAUUAAUAAUGAAAUACCAUAAGAAUUUAUAGCAGAAAUCAAAUAAUAAUGGGUAUAAGAUAUUAUAGAAUUAUUACCAAGAGAUUUAAAGAAAUUGGGAGAUUAAUUAAGUCAAAAAUAUGUAGAAGAGAUGAUGAAUGAAAUAACACAUGAUUAUAAUUUGAGUAUGAAAAAAGCCAUUUUGGAUUAUGUAUUAAAAGAUGAUGAAGAAAGAUUAAGAGUAGGUAUAGUAGAAAUAAUUGAUGAAAUUCCAGAAUAUGGAUCUGCUGUCUAUAAAGGAAUAGAACCUAGUGAAGAAUGGAAAAAGAAAGUGAAUGAAGCUAGAGAUGCUAUGGUGUAGAAUUUGGUAAUUAAUAGUUAAACAACUCUCUAAUUAUUGAAAAGUUGGUAUGCUAAAUAUUCAAAAAUGAAUUUUUUAGUUUUAUCAUCUGCUAAAGAUUAACCCAUGAAUAUUAAUUAUUUUACUAAAGUUUAAUAGGAUAGAAUUUAGGAAGUGAAGAAUCAUUUAUAAAAUGAAUGGCAUAAAGAAGUAGCUGAUCUUUAUUAGAAAGAAUUACAUGUAGCAAAUAGAAAUAAAAGACAUGCUAUGUUAUUUUUUGAAAGUACUGCUACAUUAAUGAGUAAUUUGUUGAGAACUUAAAUUAAUGAGAGUUUAAUAUCGUAUAGAAAUUUCUUUAAGAGAUUUGAUAAGAAAAUAUUGAGAAUACCUUAAUAAGUUAUAGCUGAAGAAGAUGAUUUUGAUAAACCUAUUGAAGAUGUAUUUCUAACUGUUAAACUUAAACAUGAUGGUAAUAAAAUUGAAUUUGCUGAUCAUCUUUAAAUGAGUAUUAAAAAUGGGAUUUUGAAAUUAAUUGAUGAUAUAUAUAAAUGUUCUGAGAAUUUCUAAAGACCUGAAAAUACUAUAUCAAGAAGUGAAAAAACAUCACUUUGGAAAAUACCUGAAGAUGAUGAUACCUUUGUUUCAACAUAUAAAACUAUUAAUGAAAUUUUGGAUAUUAAUUUAAAGAAUGUAGAGAGUACUUUAGAAAUUUAUGAAAAGUAUUCAUUCUUAUUAAAAGAAACAGAAAAAGCAACAUAAUGGGCAAGUGUUCCUAGAGCAAGAAAUGAAUUUAUUUAAGCAUUUAAUAAUUAUUCAUAAUUAUAUGAAUAAGUAAAUGAAGCAAUUCCAUUUUUUGUACGUGUUAAUAUGAUUUUGGUUGAUGGAUGUGAAGUAAAGAAAAAGUAUUUGGAUAUCAUUUAAGAGAUUAUUUAAUUAUUAGAAAGAAAUAUUCAUGAUUAUAUAAUGACUACAAAUUAAAGAAUUAGUAAAGAAAUAUAAGCACUUUAAGAUAAUAUUUAAGGUAGAGCAGAUACUACUGAAAGAUUGGUUGAAUUAGAAGCAGCUUUAGAGAAAAUUAGAAAAACAGAAAAUAAAAAAGUAUAAAACGAUUUUAUAGAUUUACAAAAGUGGUUGUAUUAAUUAUAUACAACUAAUUAUUAAAUUAAUGAAGAUGAUUUAAUCUAAAUUUCUAAUACAUCCAGACUUGUACAUUCUUUGAUGUUUAAAGUUGAUUAAGAAGAAAUUCGUAUUCAAAAAGAUAGAGAUUAAUUAGAAUAAUUUAUUAGAGAAAGAAGAGAGAAAUUUUAACAUAAUCUUGAUGAAAUUACUCAGAAUAUCACUAGAUUAAAAACAUCUUAUACAUCUGCUUAUUAAGUUAAAGAAGCUAAUGAUAUUGUUGAUAAUCAUAUUAAAAGAUUAUAAGAAUAUGUAGCUGAAAUGUAAGAUAUUUAAAUGAGAGAAGAAUAAUUAGGAUGGUAACCUACUGAAUUUGUUAAACUAUAAGAUGCUUAAAAUAGUAUUAAACCGUAUGAAGAAUUAUGGCAUUAAUUAAGAGAUUGGGAAUAAAAUUCAAUGAAUUGGACAAAAGCUAAAUUUAUCUUCAGAUUAGAUGCAGAAUCAAUUGAAAAAGAUGUUAAAACUAUGUUAACUUAAGCUAAAAAAUUAACUUAUUAAUUUCCAAAGAACACUACUCCUUAAGGUACAUUAUAAUUAAUCAAAUAAUUGUCAGAUAAAAUAAAUGAUUUCUAAGUAUAAUUGCCUAUGAUUAGAGUAUUCUCUAAUCCAGGUAUGAAAGAAAGACAUUGGGAAGAGAUUUCUUAAAUUAUGGGAUUCCCAGUUAGACCAGAUAAAGAAUAAUAACUUUCUAAAUUAAUUGAAUUAGAUUUGAAAUAACAUUUUGUUAAAUUUGAAGAAAUAUCUGAUUCAGCUACCAAGGAAUAUAAUUUAGAAAAGAUUUUAAAUAAAAUGCAAGAAGAUUGGGAUAAUGUAAUUACUGAACUUAAACCAUGGAAAGAUACUGGUACCUUUAUAGUAUCUGGUGCAUCAAAUGAUGAAGUUUAAACAUUAUUAGAUGAUCAAAUUGUUAAGACUAUCACAAUGAAGGGUUCUCCUUAUGCAAGAAAUUUUGAAAGUAGAAUUGCUGAAUGGGAAGCAUUUCUAUAUUACACUUAAUCUUUAUUUGAUUAUUGGCUUAAAGUCUAAGGAGUUUGGAUGUAUUUGGAACCAGUAUUUACAAGUCCAGACAUUCUAAAACAUCUUGCUACAGAAGGAACAAGAUUUAAAGAAGUUGAUGCAAGUUGGAAAUCAAUUAUCAAUAAAGUUAAUUCAAAUCCUAAAGUUAUUGAAUACACAAAGAAUAGAAAAAUGUUGGAUAUAUUAAAAGAAUGUAAUGCAUCAUUAGAAGUAUGUCAAAAAGGUUUAAAUUCAUAUUUGGAAGGUAAAAGAACAAAUUUCCCCAGAUUUUAUUUUCUUUCAAAUGAUGAAUUAUUGGAAAUUUUAUCAGAAACAAAGGAUCCUUAAAGAGUGUAACCUCAUUUGAAGAAAUGUUUUGAAGGUAUUUAAAAAUUAAAAAUUGAUGGAGAAAAAAAGAUUCAUGGAAUGUAUUCUUCAGAAUCAGAAUAUGUAUAAUUUUAAAAUAUUGUUGAUACAAAUGCAGCAAGAGGAAAUGUGGAUGAAUGGUUAGUAGAAGUUGAAAAAAAAAUGAUAGAGUGUAUUCGUUAUUAAACAGAAAAAGCAUAUAAAGAAUAUAGUGAUUCAAAUAGAAAAAGUUGGGUUAUAAAUAGAUGUGGUAUGGCUGUUUUGAAUAUGGAUAUGACAUUUUGGACAAGUGAAACUGAAAGAAAUAUGUUGGAAAAAGGAAAUGAAGGUGUUGGUUAAUAUGCAGCAGUUUGCACAUAAUAAUUAUACGAAAUUGUAGCCUUGGUUCGUACUGAAAUAUCUGUAUUAGAUAGAUGUACAUUAGAAGCUAUGAUUGUGUUAGAUGUCCAUAAUAGAGAUGUUUUAAAUUAAUUAUUUAAGGAAAAUGUAGAAAAAGUAAAUGAAUUCUCAUGGUAAGCUUAAUUACGUUAUUAUUGGAUUGACAAUAAUACAACUGUUAGAAUUAUUAAUGCUAUUUGUGAAUAUAAUUAUGAAUAUUUGGGAAAUUCUGCAAGAUUGGUUAUUACACCAUUAACAGAUAGAUGUUAUAGAACAUUAUGUGGUGCAAUUCAUCUAAAUUAUGGUGGUGCACCAGAAGGACCUGCAGGUACAGGUAAAACUGAAACUGUCAAGGAUUUAGCUAAGGCUUUGGCUAGAUAAUGUGUUGUGUUCAAUUGUUCUGAUGGUCUAGAUUAUAAAGCUAUGGGUAAAUUCUUUAAGGGACUUGCAAGUUCUGGUGCUUGGUCAUGUUUUGAUGAAUUCAAUCGUAUUGAUUUAGAAGUCUUAUCAGUUGUUGCUUAAUAAAUACUCACUAUUCAAAUAGCUAGAGCAUCCAAUAAAUCUAGUUUUACUUUUGAAGGAUCUGAUAUUAGAUUAAUUUAAACAUGUAAUUGCUUUAUUACAAUGAAUCCUGGUUAUGCAGGAAGAUCAGAAUUACCAGAUAAUUUAAAAGCUUUGUUUAGAUCAGUAGCUAUGAUGGUUCCAAAUUACGAAAUGAUUGCAGAAAUUUCAUUGUAUUCUUACGGAUUUAGUUAAGCAAGAGAUUUAGCAAGAAAGAUUGUUACAACAUAUUAAUUAUGUUCAGAAUAAUUGUCAUCAUAAGAUCAUUAUGAUUAUGGUAUGAGAGCUGUUAAAUCAGUUUUAACUGCUGCAGGUAAUUUAAAGAGAAAGUUUUAAAGUGAGGAUGAAUUCAUUUUGAUGCUUAGAGCUAUUAAUGAUGUCAAUUUAGCUAAAUUUUUAUCCUUUGAUUUACCCUUAUUUUAAGGUAUUACUAAUGAUUUGUUCCCAGGAAUUAAAUUGCCAGAAAUAGAUUAUAAAAAUAUGUAUGAAUGUAUAAACAUAGAAAUUGAUAAAUUAAAUUUAUAAAAGGUACCAGAUUUUAUAGUUAAAGUUAUUUAAUUAUAUGAAAUGAUUUUAGUAAGACAUGGUUUGAUGGUUGUAGGAUUACCUUUUGGUGGUAAAACUAGUGCAAUUAAAGUUUUAGCAGGAGCUUUAACCUUAUUAAAUGAAAGAAAUUAAAUGAAUGAGAAGAAAGUAUAAAUAAUUACAUUGAAUCCUAAAUCUGUUACAAUGAAGGAAUUAUAUGGUAAAUUUGAUGAAGUAUCUCAUGAAUGGUAUGAUGGAGUAUUAGCUGUUAAAUUUAGAUAAUUUGCUAAAGGUGAAGAUGAUGAUAGAAAAUGGUUAAUAUUUGAUGGACCUAUAGAUGCUGUUUGGAUAGAAAAUAUGAACACAGUUUUGGAUGAUAAUAAAAAAUUAUGUUUAAAUUCAGGUGAAAUCAUAGCUAUGAGUAAAGCUAUGAAUAUGAUAUUUGAACCAAUGGAUUUAUAAGCUGCAUCUCCUGCUACAGUAUCCAGAUGUGGUAUGAUUUAUAUGGAACCAUAAAUUGUUGGUUGGAAUCCAUUAUAAAAAUCAUGGAUGAAUACAUUACCAAAAGUAUUAUUGAAAGAAGAUUUAGAAGAAAUUUAAGAACUUUAUGAUGCCAUGAUGGAACCUUUAAUGGAAUUCCAUACUCAUUAAAGAAUGGCAUCAGAAAAAUAUGAAAUAUCUCCAUGUUAGAAUGCUAACUUGCUUGUAAGUCAUACAAAAUUGUUUAAAUCUUUACUUUAAGUAUUUGAUGAUGAAUAAUUGAAGGCACUAGAUUCAAAAAUAAGAUAAGGAUUAAUACAAUAGUUAUUUGUAUUUGCUUUGAUUUGGUCUUUUGGAGCUAGUGUUAGUACUGACUUUAGAAAGCCAUUUGAUCAAUUUAUGAAAAGAUUGUGUGGAGGAGAUAUCCACACUAAAAGUGAUGCUCCAAAAAAGAAAGUAGCAAUACCUGAUAGAGGCAGUCUUUUUGAUUAUAUUUUUGAAUUGAAACAGAAUAAGAGUGAUGGUGAAUGGGUUUUAUGGACUUAAUUAAUAGAUAAGAAUGAAUAAAUUUCUCCAAAACUAUAACCACAUGAAAUUCUAGUCAAAACAACUGAUACAGUACGUUAUUCAUAUUGGUUAUUGAAGAAUAUAUUUUCAGGUACUGCCACAAUAUUCUGUGGUCCUACUGGUACAGGUAAGAGUGUUUAUAUUAAAAAUGUACUUGCAGAAUUACCUAAAGGAUAAUACUCUGCAAUUGAAUUAGGAUUUUCUGCAUAAACUACUUCAACAUAAACAUAAUUUAUUAUUGAUUAAAAAUUAGAAAGAAUCAGGAAAGGAUUUUAUGGACCUAGAAUAGGUAAUUAUGUAUUAUUUGUUGAUGAUUUGAAUAUGCCAGCAAAAGAGAAGUGGGGUGCCUAACCUCCGAUAGAAAUUUUAAGAUAAUUCUUAGAUUAAGGUGGAUGGUAUGAUAAUGGUGAUAAAGAGAAAAUGUUCAAGAGUAUUAUAAAUUGUGUGUUUGUUACAGCUAUGGGUCCACCAGGAGGAGGAAGAACAUUUGUUACUCCUAGAAUUUUGAGACAUUUAAGUUUAAUUUCAUUAGCUGCUUUUGAUGAUGAGACAUUAAAUCGUAUAUUUGGAUCAAUUUUGAAAUGGUUUUUUACUAAUUAGAAUUUCCCUUAAGAUAUUUUAAAGAUGGAAUCAAAAAUAGUAAAUGGAACAUUAGAAAUAUAUAAAUUAGCAAUGAGAGAAUUGUUGCCUACUCCAACGAAAAGUCAUUACUUGUUUAAUUUAAGAGAUUUUGCAAAGGUGAUAUUGGGAAUAUGUUUAGCAGAUAAGGACAAAAUAAAUACUACUGAUGUAAUGGCUAGACUUUGGACACAUGAAGUUUGGAGAGUUUUUGCAGAUAGAUUAAUUAAUGAUGAUGAUCGUUUAUUGAUGUUGAGAUCAGUAAGGGAAAUUAUGAGAAAAUCAUUUGGAUUAAAUUUUGAUACAAUAUUUGAACAUUUAGAUAAGCCUGAUGUUGAUGGCAAGAAAGACAAUAAGAUUGAUUAAUUAGAUGAGAUUAGAGGUCUAAUAUUUACUGAUGUUAUGACUCCAAUGGGGGCUCCUAAGAGAUUUUAUGAAGAAGUAAUUGAUCAAGCAAAAUUAGCUAAUGCUGUUGAUUAGUAAUUGCAAAAUUAUAAUGAUUUAGGUGAUAAACCUAUGGAUUUAGUAUUAUUUUAAUUUGCCAUUGAGCAUUUGUUAGUAAUAACACGUAUAAUGAAAUAACCUGGUGGUAAUGCAUUACUUGUUGGAGUAGGUGGUUCUGGAAGACAAUCAUUAGCAAGAUUAGCAUCUUCUAUAGGUGAUUUUAAAGUAGUUUAAAUUGAAAUUUCAAAAUCUUAUGGAAAAACAGAAUGGCAUGAAGAUAUUAAGAAAUUAUUAAAAUAAUGUGGAGGUAAAAAUGAUGCAUCUACAUUUUUAUUCACUGAUAAUUAAAUCAAAUUAGAAUCAUUUGUUGAAGAUGUGAAUAAUUUAUUAAAUACUUCUGAAGUUCCCAACAUAUUUCCAACUGAAGAGAAGACUGAAGUCACUGAAAUGGUUAGACCAGCUUAUCAAUCUGUUUAUAAGGAGGGAGAGGCAACUUUAAAUUAAUUAUAUGCAUUCUUCUUGGAAAGAGUUAAAAAGAAUCUUCAUAUUAUUUUAUGUAUGUCACCUAUUGGAGAUGCCUUUAGAACAAGAGUAAGAAUGUUCCCAUCUUUAGUUAAUUGUUGUACAAUUGAUUGGUUUAAUGAAUGGCCUUAAGAUGCCUUAGUAAGUGUGGCUACAAGAUUCCUUAAACCAGUUGAAAUGGAUGAAAGAAUCAAAUAGGAAUGUAUAGAUAUGGUUUAAUUCUUUCAUUAAAGUACUAUGCAUUGGGCUAAGAAAUUUUAUGAUGAUUUGAAACGUAAAUAUUAUGUCACUCCAACCAGUUAUUUAGAAUUAAUAGUAACAUUCAAAUCUUUAUUGUAUGAAAAGAGAAAUGAAGUUACUGCUUAGAUUAAUAAAUAUAGAAAUGGUUUAAGUAAGAUUACAACCACUGAAAAUAAUGUGGAAGGUAUGAAAACUAAUUUAAUUCAAUUACAACCUUAAUUAAAAGAUGCUGCUGAAAAAACUAAAAUAAAAAUGGAUGAAGUACAAAAAGAAAAGAUACAAGCUGAUUCACUUAAAACUGUUAUACAAUCUGAAGAAGCAGUUGUAUAAGAAGCAGUCGACAAAGCUAAUGCUAUCAAAGAAGAAUGUGAAGCUGAGUUAUCUGAAGCUAUGCCAGCACUCAAAGCUGCCUAAGAUGCCUUAAAUGUAUUAGAUAAAAAGCAAAUUGAAUUCUUGAAAUAAAUGAAAGCUCCUUCAAUGACUAUUAGGAAUAUCUUAAGAGCUUUAUGUCUUCUAUUAUAUCCCAAUCCAACUGAAAAGAUCAAGGAUAAGGAUGGUAUUAGAUUGGUGACAGAUUGGUGGACAGCUUCAUUAAAGGUCUUAGGUAGAUCAACUCUUCUAGAAGAAAUGGUCAGUUUUAAUACUGAUACAGUUGAAGAAAAAGUCAUAGUUAGUUUGGGUAAAUAUAUGUAAGAUCCUGAAUACAAAGAUUCGUUAGAAUUAUCUGCAGCUGAAAAUGCAUCACCUGCUUGUAAAGUUAUUAUGAUGUGGAUUAAUGGUGUUUAUAACUUUUAUUUUGUUAAUAAAAAGGUUAAACCUAAGAAGAUUGCUUUGGCAGAAUCUUAAGCUUAAGUGGAUGGUUUGAAUUCUAAAUUAGCUGUAAAAUAGAAAGAAUUAAAUGAUGCAAAUGAAAAAGUUAGUAAAUUAAAUAAAGAAUUACAAUUAACUGUAGAUAAUAAAAAUAGAUUAGAAAAUGAAUAUGAUGAAUGUUCUAAAUAAUUAGAAAGAGCAAAAAAGCUUAUUGAAUCAUUAGGAGGAGAAAAAGGUAGAUGGGGUUCCUUUGCUGAGCAAUUAGAAGCAAAUUAUAUUACUUUGACAGGUGAUGUAUUAACAUCAGCAGGAAUGAUUGCCUAUUCAGGUGCUUUUACCUAAGCAUUUAGAAUUGAAAUUGUUAAAGAAUGGGUAGCUAAAUGCGUUGAAAAAAGUAUUCCAUCUUCUUAGAUAUUCUCAUUAUUGACAGUUUUAGGAGAACCUGUUAAAAUCAGAGCUUGGAAUAUUGAUGGAUUACCUUCUGAUCAAUUUUCUAUUGAAAACAGUAUUAUCUUAUUCAAAGCUAGAAGAUGGCCACUUUGUAUUGAUCCAUAAGGAUAAGCUAAUAAAUGGAUUAAAAAGAUGGAAUAAUAAAGAAAAAUUGCUAUUAUAAAAUUAUCAGACUCUGAUUUCUUAAGAUAAUUGGAGAAUGCCAUUUAAUUUGGAAAACCAGUAUUAUUAGAGAAUGUUCUUGAAGAAUUAGAUGCUUCACUAACUCCUAUUCUCUUAAAAUAAGUAUUCACUAAAGGCAAUACAACUUAUAUUAAAUUAGGAGAAAACACAAUUGAAUAUUCAAAUCAAUUCUAAUUUUAUAUAACAACUAAAUUAAGAAAUCCUCACUAUUUACCUGAAAUAUCAACUAAAGUUACCUUACUUAAUUUUAUGAUUACAUAUGAAGGAUUAAGUGAUUAAUUAUUAGGUAUUUUAGUUAAAAAAGAGAGACCUGAUCUAGAAAGAGAAAAGGAAAGACUUAUUAUGGAAGGUGCUAGUAAUAAAAAGUAAUUAGCAGAAAUUGAAUAAAAGAUUUUGGAAGUGUUAUCUGGAAAUAAGAAUAUUUUAACAGAUGAAACUGCAAUAGAGAUCUUAACAGCAUCUAAAUUAAAAUCAAAUGAAAUUAGUGAAAAAUAAAUUAUUGCAGAAUAAACAGAAAAAAAUAUCGAUACAGCUAGAUAAGAAUACGUCUCUGUUGCAUAAUAAGCGUCUUGUUUAUUUUUUGUUAUUUCUGAUCUAAACAAUAUUGAUCCCAUGUAUCAAUAUUCACUUGUUUAUUUUAUUGAUCUUUUCACUCAAUCUAUUGUAAAAUCAGAUAAGUCUGAUAAUAUUGGAAUAAGAUUGGAAAAUCUUAAAAACUAUUUCCUACUCUCAUUAUAUAGAAAUAUUUGUAGAUCAUUAUUUGAAAAGGAUAAAUUGUUAUUCUCAUUUCUUCUAGCAACAAGAGUGAUGGAAUUUCGUAAACAAUUAGAUUAAGAAGCUUUUAGAUUUUUAAUGACAGGAGGUUUGUCAUUAUAAGAUAAGAUGCCAGAUUAACCUAAAGCAGACUGGGUAUUACCUAGGAAUUGGGGUGAAAUAACAAGAUUGAGUCUAUUGCCAACAACUUAAGGAUUUCAUGAAUACUUUUAUAAAGAUGAAUAUUUAAAUGGAUUUAAACGAAUAUAUGAUUCAUUAUAACCAUAAUCUGAAGAUUUACCUGGAGAAUUAAAAGAUAAAUAUACAAAUCCAUUAAUAAAAUUAUGUGUAUUAAGAUGUAUAAGACCAGAUAAAUUGAUUCCUGCUAUUUAAAUCUUUGUUCAUGGAUAUUUAGGAGAAGAAUUCAUUUUCCCACCAGCUUUUAAUUUGGCUGAAAUCUAUGAAGAUAGUUCUUCAGUAACUCCACUUAUAUUUGUUUUAUCUCCAGGAUCAGAUCCAUUUGCUUCAUUAAGUGUAUUUGCUAAUACUAAGAAUAAAUCUUUUGCUCAAAUUUCUUUGGGUUAAGGUUAAGGACCUUUAGCAUAAAAAUUAAUAUCAGAAGGAGUAAUUAAUGGAAGUUGGGUAGUCUUGUAAAAUUGUCAUUUGGCAGUUUCUUGGAUGAAUACUCUAGAGAAGAUCUGUGAAGAAUUAUCACCAGAUCCAAAGCAAACUCAUCCUGAAUUUAGAUUAUGGUUAACAAGUUAUCCAAGUCCAUAAUUUCCUACUGCUAUAUUAUAAGCUGGUAUUAAAAUGACUAAUGAACCUCCAAAAGGAUUAAAAGCUAACUUAUAAGGAUCUUUUUUGACAGAUCCUAUUUCAAAUGAUGAAUUCUUUUCAGGAUGUAACAAACCUGAAUGGUUUAAAAGAUUAUUAUUUGGUUUAUGUUUCUUCCAUGCAGUUAUUUAAGAACGUAGAAAGUAUGGACCUCUUGGAUGGAAUAUUCCUUAUGAAUUUAAUGAAUCAGAUUUACGUAUAUGUGUAAGAUAACUAAGAAUGUUCUUAGAUGAAAAUGAUCAAGUACCUUUUGAAGCAUUAAGAUAUUUAACUGCAGAAUGUAAUUAUGGUGGUAGAGUAACAGAUGAUAAAGAUAGAAAUCUUAUUAAAAUUUUACUAGAAGAUUAUUAUUGUCCAUAAGUAAUUGAUGAAGAUUAGAAAUACAAUUUUGGUUAUGAAUAAUACAAUGCUCCUCAUUAUGAAACAAGAGAAGAAUAUUUGGAUCAUAUUAAAUAACUUCCACUUUUGACUCCACCUCAAAUAUUUGGUUUUCAUCCAAAUGCAGAUAUCACUAAAGAUAUGAAUGAAACAAAUCUAAUUUUAGAGUCUUUAUUAUUAUGUUCUGCUUAAGGUAGUAGUUCCAGUGGAUAAUCAUUUGAAUAAGUACUAGAAUAAUUAGUUAAAACCAUUAUGACAGAUUUUCCAGAUGAAUUUAAUUAUGAAUAAGCUACUGAAAAAUAUCCAUUUAAUCCUAAAGAAUCCAUGAAUACAGUAUUAACAUAAGAAUUAACCAGAUUUAAUAAGUUGAUCAAUAUUAUAAGAAAAAGUAUGGAUGAUCUUAAACUUGCACUUAUGGGUAAGAUCUUAAUGAGUCCAUAACUUGAAAGAGCUAGUAGAUAAUUAUUUGAUGGCAAAGUACCUGAUCUUUGGAUGGAAAAGUCUUAUCCUUCUUUAAAACCAUUAGGAAGUUAUGUAAUUGAUUUGAAAGCAAGAUUAAACUUCUUUUAGAAAUGGUUAGAUAAUGGUAUUCCUUAUAAUUAUUGGUUAUCUGGAUUUUUCUUCACCUAAAGUUAUCUUACAGGUGUCCUUUAAAACUUUGCUAGAAAAUACAUAAUCCCUAUUGAUGAAAUUAAAUUUGAAUAUAAGGUAAUCCUAUUAUAAUAUUUUUAGAUUAUGGAUCAAUCAAUUGAUGAGCAUAUUGAAUCCAGACCGGAUGAUGGAGCUUAUGUUUGGGGUUUGUAUAUAGAAGGUGCUAAAUGGAACUUCAAUACCAUGGAACUAGAUGAAUCAGAUCCAAAAGUAUUAUUAAAUAUUAAAAUAGGUUUUAUUCACUAAAUGUCCAACAAUUCAAUUAUGUCCUAUGCAUAUAUCUAAAAUUAAUCCUCCUCCUACUUAUAAUUGCCCACUUUACAAAACAAGUGCUAGAAGAGGAGUGUUAUCUACAACUGGUCAUUCUACUAACUUUGUAAUGUUUGUGAGAUUAUAUACUUCUAAACCUGAGAGAUUCUGGGUUAAAAGAGGUGUAGCUCUACUUACACAAUUGGAUGACUGA
This is a messenger RNA of Paramecium pentaurelia, 13163 nucleotides long. The record is from the annotation of a GenBank genome assembly. Lineage: Eukaryota; Ciliophora; Oligohymenophorea; Peniculida; Parameciidae.